Messenger RNA from Hibiscus syriacus, 2267 nucleotides. Its product is annotated as probable apyrase 6. Bases 231 to 1868 code for a protein of 545 amino acids. The record is from RefSeq and is a predicted model, not a curated record. Gene Ontology annotation, biological process: nucleoside diphosphate catabolic process. Gene Ontology annotation, cellular component: membrane. Gene Ontology annotation, molecular function: nucleoside diphosphate phosphatase activity. The transcript has 8 exons. NCBI's taxonomy places the organism in Eukaryota, Viridiplantae, Streptophyta, Magnoliopsida, Malvales, Malvaceae.
GAAAAAAAUAUGCAGAUAGGAGAGAGAGGACUCAAACAAACCUGGUCUCUCCCUCUCCAGGUUAAUCCCAAUUCGAAAGGGAAAGAACCCUAAGAUAUUUCUUAUUUCUUUCCAUUAUAACCUUUUCUUUAUUCAAUUUCGGUUAGAAUUUCAUUUUUUUAAUUGCAAGGAAACAAAGUUUGUCCAGUGGUUAACAAUCACAUGCUCUUCCACCAAAGUUUGGUCUUUUGAUGCGACGAUCGCAUGCCCGAAACCGGAUUGAAUCCAAAUCGAAAUCGACCACCGACCCACAAAAAAUGGAUCCAAUAAAGCUCCAAAUCCUAUCCAAAUCCCGAUCCACUGCACUUUUCCCCCGAAACCCCCGUCAAACCAAGCCAUUCCCUUCUUUCAUCGCAGUUUCAAUGGCCAUUUCCCUUGCUUUGUUUGCUUUUGUUUACAUAUUAUUUUUCUCCCCCAAAUAUUGCGUCAAGUACAGCAUCAUAAUCGACGGUGGAAGCACGGGGACGAGAAUUCACGUGUUUAGGUACAAAGUUGACGAGGUCAGAAACUCGAUUUUCGAUUUUAAAGAAGGAUUGGAGAGCUUGAAGGUUAAUCCGGGAUUGUCGGCGUACGCUGAGGAUCUGGAAGGAGUUGCAGAUUCGUUGGAAGAGCUUUUGGAGUUUGGGAGGAGUAAAGUCCCGAAAAACCAGUGGGGAGAGACGGAGAUCAGGUUAAUGGCGACGGCGGGGCUGAGAUUGUUGGAUGAUGAGCUUCAGGAUAGGAUUAUGGAGCAGUGCAGGAUGGUGCUUAGGGUGUCUGGUUUUAAGUUCCGCGACGUCUGGUCUUCCGUUAUUACAGGUUCUGAUGAGGGAGUAUAUGCUUGGGUUGUUGCAAACUAUGUCCUUGGUACUCUUGGAGGUAAUCCUCUACGUACAACUGGAAUUAUUGAACUUGGUGGGGCAUCUGCUCAGGUAACCUUUUUCUCAAGUGAGACGAUGCCUUCUGAAUUCUCACGCUCCAUCAAGUUCGGGAAUUUCACUUACAGUCUCUAUAGCCACAGCUUUCUUCACUUUGGGCAGAAUGUUGCACACGAGUUGUUGAGGGAAUCACUUAUUAAAGGAGAUUUCAGUCCAGCUGCCGAGUCUACUCAUAAGGAAAUGUAUACAGAUCCUUGUAAACCUAAAGGAUACUUUCCCGGGUCAUCAAAACUUUUGUUAGAUCCCAUGGCUGAAAAAAGUAAAUAUAUUUCUGAAUUUCAAGCUAUGGGUAACUUCUCCGAGUGCAGAUCUGCUGCACUAAUGCUCUUACAAAAAGGAAAAGAGAAAUGUUCCUAUGAUCGUUGUUACUUGGGGUCAGUUUUCAUGCCCAUGCUUCAAGGCAAUUUUUUGGCUACAGAAAAUUUCUUCUAUACCUCAAAGUUCUUUAGGUUGCGCCAAAGGGGCACUCUUUCCGAUCUUAUUAUGGCUGGCCAACAUUUCUGUGAAGAGGAUUGGUCAAAAUUGAAGGAGAAACACCAAUCAUUCGACGAGGAAGAUCUUUUGCGCUACUGUUUUUCUUCAGCAUAUAUCGUGGCUUUACUUCACGAUAGCCUUGAAAUUGCUUUGGAUGAUGAUGAAAGGAUCAGCUUUGCUAAUCAGGUCAAUGAUAUACCAUUAGAUUGGGCCUUGGGAGCGUUCAUAUUGCUAAGCACAGCCAACUCGGCUGUGCAGCACACCGGCUGGAUAGCUCAUAUCAUCGACACUGAUUCAACAUUACUUUCCAUUAUUGGCUUUUCCGUGAUACUGAUGUUCACAGUUUGGUCUAUAUUGAAAUGGAGGAAACCCCAGCUGAAGACCGUGUAUGAUCUCGAGAAAGGAAGAUAUAUAGUGACUCGUAUCGGUAGAAGCUGAUCAUUGUCCAGAGGAGACUGGAGAGUGUAUUUUUGGGAGGAUAUUACUUUUGAUGCUUCCUUGGCUUCUGCUGCCCCACCUUAAGGGCAUCAUCAUGGCAGUGGGAAAUGUAAGAUUCAUAUCCAAAUUGUAACAUUUUCAUGGGCGGGGAAGUAGGAUUUACCGUAGAUUCCCAAUUUGUAUCAACUGAGAACCAAAAUCCUUAGGCUAUACGAAAGGAGAGUAUAUGGAUGGGUUGCGGGGGAGUUUCCUGUUGUAGGGUGAGUGAUGAAUACGGCGCAGUAGCCAAAGUGAGUUGUCUGAUAUGAUUAUGUUUACUUUUUAAUAUAUAUUAUUUAUUUAUUGUAUUUUAAAAGCUUGGCCGCACCUGGUCUAUAGAAUGAGAUUGGAAUUUCUCUA